UGCAGCUCUUCUAGAUGAUUCCAGAAUGAAGAAUUUCACGUCAUGCUUCAAAGAAAAAAAUUUCUGGAGUUCUUCUUUCGCCGGCUGCAGUAUAAUGACACUGGGAAGUAUACAGCAGAAUUUCCAUUCAUCUCUCCAUGUGGACGGGAGAUGAAUUUUGUCCGCUGUGAUGACCUGCCCUUCGUCUUCACGCACAUUGUACAAUUGCCCGAAGAAAGCAAAGAGCCAGGUUCAAAAGGCUUCCUCUUACACAAUUAUGCAGGCAACCUACUGAAAGUUGAGUUUACACCACAGCACCUUUGCAUGCCUGCUGGCACAGGGAGGGUCUAUCACCCAGCACCUGAAAGGGCAGGUGGUGUUGGGCUAAUACGUUCACUCUUGGCUAUUGAGCUUAGCAAGCAUUUUACUUUUGCUGAUGACAGUGAUAAGUCUCCACCUACUCACUUUGACUGGGAUGGCACUCGCUACAAGCUAUCAAAUAUUCUCCUGCCUGUCAUCAAUAAGGUGUCUCGUUGGAAUGGAACAGAAUAAUGAGUGUGACUACAAAAUCAGUUGCACUGCAUGAUUGUUUCAAAGGAAAA
This is a messenger RNA of Rhipicephalus microplus (southern cattle tick), 581 nucleotides long. RefSeq names its product UPF0598 protein CG30010. The record is from RefSeq and is a predicted model, not a curated record. Lineage: Eukaryota; Metazoa; Arthropoda; Arachnida; Ixodida; Ixodidae.